This is a messenger RNA of Gadus chalcogrammus (walleye pollock), 1779 nucleotides long. RefSeq names its product galactose-3-O-sulfotransferase 1a (gene gal3st1a). The record is from RefSeq and is a predicted model, not a curated record. Lineage: Eukaryota; Metazoa; Chordata; Actinopteri; Gadiformes; Gadidae. Gene Ontology annotation, cellular component: membrane. Gene Ontology annotation, molecular function: galactosylceramide sulfotransferase activity. Gene Ontology annotation, biological process: galactosylceramide biosynthetic process; myelination.
GGGAGAAAGAGAGAGAGAGAGAGAGAGCUGCCAGUAGGAUUGAUCUCUGUCUGUUUGAGGAAAGUGUUGGACUAGGGUGGACUAUUGGUCUAAAGUUGGUUAUUUAAAUACUGAAGACUGAAGCAUCUCCACUUCAGAAUGAUCAAAUGUUUCGGUUGGACCUACUCAAGAAGGUAAUUUGGAUCAUGGCCGGCAAGCAAGGAAGACAAUGGAGGUCGAUGUGCAAGGGCUUGGUCCUGGGCACUCUGCUCACCAGCUGCAUGAUCCUGCUCUACUGCCUCUCCUCUCUGCAGGACCACGGCACCUUCCCAGAGGUUCCUGUUCCUUACUCUUGUGCCCACCGCCCCGCCAACUUGCCGCAGACCACCAACGGCUCGGACCCCCGGCCGGGCGCGCCCCUCUGCAGCCCCAAGGUGGACGUCAUGUUCAUGAAGACCCAUAAGACCGCCAGCAGCACGCUCAUCAACAUCCUGUUCCGCUUCGGCGAGAAGCACCGCCUCAAGUUCGCCUUCCCCAGCAGCAGGAACGACUUCCUCUACCCGGCGUUCUUCCAGCGCUCGCAGGUGAAGGACUUCAAGCCCGGCAUGUGCUUCAACAUCGUGUGUAACCACAUGCGCUUCGACGCCGCCGAGGUGGCCAAGCUGCUGCCCGCCGACACGGCCUACGUGACCAUCCUGCGGGACCCCGCCGAGCUAUUCGAGUCCUCCUUCCACUACUUCGGCCGCACGGCCCCGCUGACCUGGAAGAUCCCCGGGGAGGACAAGCUCCGGGAGUUCCUGCGUGACCCCCACUACUACUACGACCCCGAGGGCUUCAACGCCUUCUACCUGAAGAACCUGCUGUUCUUCGACCUGGGGCAGGACAACAGCCUGGAGCCCGGAGACCCGCGCGUGGACCAGGGCAUCCGGGCCAUCGCCGACCGCUUCCACCUGGUCAUGCUGGCGGAGCACUUUGAGGAGUCGCUCAUCCUGCUGAAGGACGCCCUCUGCUGGGAGACAGAGGACCUGCUCUUCUUCAGGCUCAACGAGAGGAAGGGCUCUACGGUGUCCAAGCUGGAGCCCGAGCUGAGGGCCAAAGCCCUGGAGUGGAACGCCGUGGACUGGAAGCUCUACCAGCACUUCAACGCCACCUUCUGGAGGAAAGUGGACGCGUACGGACGCCAGCGUAUGGCGGAGGACGUGGGGCUCCGACGGAGGAACGCCGAGAUGGCGGCCCUCUGCAUCGAGGGGGGCCAUGCCGUGGAGGCCACCCGCAUUCAGGAGAAGGACAUGCUGCCCUGGCAGCCCAUCGGGGAGAAGUCCAUCAUGGGCUACAACCUGAAGAAGAACGUGGACAAGAAGCAUCGCAAGGUGUGCCGCAAGAUGCUGAUGCCAGAGUUACAGUAUCUGACGGAGAUGGGAGUCAACCUGUGGAUCACCAAGCUGUGGGGUCACGUCAGAGACGUCAUUAACUGGUGACCCGCUACGCAGACUGGGAGAGGACCAUUACAGUGCUAUUAAAACAAUGAAACAGUGGAGGGAGUGUGGGAGAGCUGUGCAAACUAUUGUUUUGUUUGUCUUUAGUCUGGGUCACGUGACCGUCUUACUGUGACCGUACCUACUGAAGAAGAGGCUCCUCUUGUUUGUAAAUAUUUGUAUAUUUUUGCCAUGUGUAAUAUAUCUGAUGGACGCUUGUAAAAACGAUAUUGACCAUCAGACAAUCUUAAGAAUUUUGAAACACAUAAUUUCAUAUGUGAGGGAGGUUGACUCUAUAUUAUUGUCAAUGUAUGCAGUUGAAUAA